Molecule: messenger RNA, 1707 nt
Organism: Engraulis encrasicolus (European anchovy)
Lineage: Eukaryota; Metazoa; Chordata; Actinopteri; Clupeiformes; Engraulidae
Gene: trmt10b
Product: tRNA methyltransferase 10B
Exons: 8
Coding region: 248-1225 (325 amino acids)
Biological process (GO): tRNA N1-guanine methylation
Cellular component (GO): nucleus; nucleoplasm
Molecular function (GO): tRNA binding
Source: RefSeq, a predicted model, not a curated record
UUUACUCUGCGACGCUGUUUACAAUCAUGGCGCUGCGCUGUCGCUGCUGCGAGGACUCAGUACCCAAUUAUAGAACAUUUAGGCAGUGGAAAGUAGCAUGCCGUAUGAUUUCCCUUUAAAAACCGUUGCCGAUCAAGCUAUUUUUGACCUUAUAAGGGCUACGGUCAUAUAAUGCUGCCUUAUUGUCGGCGUUUCGAACUGACAGGCAGCACGUGUUUUUGUCUCUGCUGUAAACUCCUUCUCGGAAAUGGAUAUUAAUGGUUUGCCCAAAGAAGGUGAUGGAUCCACCUUCUUUGGUUUGCCCUCGGGCGAAGAAUUGGAGAGCAAACAACAUGGCUCUGCUGAUCAUUCCCGAUCCCAGAUGGUCUUGGACAUGUUCGAGUUUAUGCAAAUCGAUGUGGAUUUGGAACCCACCUCAACCGCUGGGGUGGACAUGACUUGUUCUAAAAAUGUCUUGCGUAAACAACGGAAUUGGGAAAGGAGGCUCGCGGCCAAAAAGAUGAAGAGAAAGGAGGAGAAACAGAGAAGGAGACUGAAUCAGACCGGCGAGAAAGAUGCUGAGCAGCACAGUAAGCGUGUUCUGAAGGCGAUCACGAGGGAGCGCUUGGCUGAGGCCAGCAUAUCGGGACCGAGGCUGUGUGUGGACCUCAGCAUGACAGACUGCAUGUCCCCCAAGGAGUUGGGCCGCCUGGCAGGACAGAUCCGGAGGCUGUACGGAAGCAACCGGAAGGCCCAGAGUCCCUUCCACCUGUACCUCACUGAGUUCCGCCAGGAUGGGCGGCUUUACGCUGAGUGCCUGCGAAUGAACGAUGGCUUCCAGGACUAUAAGAUGGAGAUGACGGAGGACAGUUGGCUUGAUUUGUUCCCUGUGGAGGACAUCGUCUAUCUGACACCAGAUGCCGAGCAAGCUCUGACAACUGUGAAUGACGACACGAUCUACAUCCUUGGAGGGCUGGUUGAUGAGAGCAUACAAAAGAAAAUCAGUUAUUCCCGUGCUGCGGAGGGUGGUGUACGGAUGGCGAGGCUACCCAUCGAUGAGUACAUGGUUCGCCGUCCAAACGCCAAGAACUUCCACUCCAAGAUCUUGGCCAUUAACCAGGUGUUUGAGAUCCUCCUGGUGUUUCGUGAAACAGGAAGUUGGGAGCGGGCUCUUCCUGUUGGGGUGCCUUCUGGGAAGGGAUACAUGCUGCCCACGGAAGCCGCUGCAGCUGAGGACAAGUCAUAAUGCCUGUGGUGUGUGAGUGUGUGCGUGCUUAUGUGUGUGUGUGUGUGUGUGUGUGCGUGUGUGCGUGCUUGUGUGUGUGUGUGUGUGUGUGUGUGUGUGUGUGUGCGUGCUUAUGUGUGUGUGUGUGUGUGUGUGUGUGUGUGUGGGCUCUCAAAAGAAGGCUUACUUUUUGUACAUUAUUUUAAUGUAUUAUUUUAAACUUUUAUCCCUUUGAUCAACUGCUUUUUUUUUAAAGACGAGUCUGUGUGCCUGUGUACAUUUUGUUUGUGUUAAUUACAGUGGUGGACUGUGAUUCUGUUUAUUUUUAUACUUGCAAUAAAGCUGCAUCAUGUUUGCCUGAUAUAAAAGUGUUGUAGUAUCGCAAAUGUCCACCAGAUGGCGAACAGAUCACAGGAGAUCAGCUGCCUUUACAAUAAAAUGCACAUUGCACUCUCAAGGAAACCUUGUGCAGCCAUUUCUUGAAUUACAUGCACAUGAUCCUG